UGUUUCCACCUUUAUUUUUCUCUAUGAGAAAAUGUCAAACUGACAUCUGGCAAAUCAUGCACGCUCGAUUUCAGUGUGGUGCGUUGUGAAUAUUUUGUCGUAUUUAAUUUACAUAUUUGUAGAAAAAUAACUUGCAUCUAUAUAACUCUACUUCUACAAUAACCGAUAUGGCUGACCAGAACCCACAAGCAGGUGACACUGGCCCACCAAAAGGGAUUCCUGCCUUGAAAGCCCAUGUUGUAGCGAACAAAGUGGAUGUAGCACUCUGGGGAAUCCGGUUGCUCACAGUACUCUGCACAAUAGGAUAUAUUUUACCAUUAUUUAACAACCCGGUGUCAGCGUUCUACAAGGCGCUGCUGGGCAAUGCUGCCACGUCAGCGCUGCGGCUGCACCAGCGCAUCCCGGCGCGGGAGAUCUCCCUCUCCCGGGACUUCGUGGUUCGAUUCUUCAUGGAAGACAGCGCUCACUAUCUCCUGUACUCGCUCAUAUUCAUGAACGUUGCGCCCAAUUUGUUGAUUUUGACGCCAAUAUGUUUGUUCGCUCUUCUUCACGCCGCCUCGUAUUCACUCACCAUUCUUGAUACGCUGGGUUCAAACUCGAUGUGGAUGGCGCGGCUGCUGAUCUCCCUGGUGGAGUUCCAGUCGCGGAACAUCCUGCGCGCCGCCGCCCUCGCCGAGAUCGUGCUAUUCCCGCUGGUCGUCAUCAUGGCGUUGACCGGCUACUGCAGCCUUCUGACCCCAUUCGUGUACUACUAUUUCCUGACGUGGCGGUACGUGUCGCGCCGGAACCCGUACACCCGCAACACGUUCCGCGAGCUGCGCGUACUCGCUGAGCGUACGGCCGAGCGGCCCGCCAUGCCCGCGCCUCUCAAGUCUGCCCUGCUCACCGGAGUCAGAUUAGUGUGCAACAUGGCCCCGCCGAUGGAGGAAGUCCGCCAACAAUAACCCUCGAAUGCGAAUUCUACGUGGUGAACAGUCAUCUUUGCAUCACUCUGUGAAGAGCCGAACACAAGACUUAAUCUCACUGCAUACCACUGUCCCAAUUCAACUGUAGAACUACAAUAUAAAAUCAAUAUAAAUUUAUUAAAACAGCAGGUAUUCUUCGCUAGAGAAAAUUUUAUAUAUAUAUUUCUCAAAGUGCGAUUUUUUCAUCCGUCUUACAGUAAAUCAUGACCGAAGUUAAAAUUGGUCUAGAAAUUAUACUGAAUCCUUUGUUUUUUAAUAUAUUAAGGAAAAAUGUGAUAUUUUUCUCACUAAUAAUAGUCCUACGCUACCUCUAUCACAAUCUUAUGACUAACAAUACUAUUUUUAGUAGAAAAUUUGAGUUUAAAAUUCUGACCAGUUCUGUGAAUUUUUGUAGGAUUAGAUAGAAGUGAGUUGAAUGUCACAUUAGCUCAACAAAACAUAAUGAAAAAAAAAUCAACCUCCGAUAACAUGUAAAUACUUUUAACAAAUUUAACAGUCAAUAACAGUCUUGUGUGAAUUUUUUUACAGAUUUGUAUUCAUAAAUUUUUACUUUUCUAACGUUGUUGAUGGAAUGUAGAAAGAGAUUUUGACAGGGCGUUCCGGCUUCAGACUUUAUGUUCAAGUAUAUAACUGGUACAUAUUAAUAUAUACCCUACAUUUUUAUAAUUAUAAAACGAAUCAUAUUUAUAUACACGAAUUUCUUAAAUACACAGUAUUGACUGAACAAAAUUAUUUUUCCCAUCGCUUCCUUGCAGCAGAGAAAUAGCAAAUAUUUUAAAUAAUUCUUCAUAACAAUUGUUUCUCAGUACAAAUGCACGUGUUAGUACUACCAAUGUGCACUAUAGAAUAUAAUUUUGUUGUACACUAUAUUUAUGACUAGCAUUUCUUAUAAUUCUAGCUUUUUAUGGGAUUAACUACGGUAUUAAGUUUAACGUUUAAGAAAGAAUUUCGGUCCAAUUUAAGUUAAGGUUGUUUAUGUUAGAUUUCGUAAGAUGUUUGUAAGGAAUUCAAUAUUAUAAUAUGUAAGAUGACCAGUAAUGUUUUUAACAAAUUAUUUAUCAUGAUAGCUAUUGGUUUUAUGAAGACACUGACUGAAAGAUACGUGGAACUUUUUCGUUUGUCACAAUUUUAUUUUGAGGUAUCAUUCCUUUUAUAUGAAAUGUAGGCCCUUUUGGUUUAAUCACGAUGGUGUAUUUUUAUAUUUGUGAAUCGAGAAGGUUAUUGAUGGAAUGCUGGUGACACUAAUGUAUACAUAAAAAAAUGCACAUGGUUUGGGGUGAUUGUAUGUAGUCAUGUUUUAUAAAUAAAAUGUUGGUAAG
Molecule: messenger RNA, 2284 nt
Organism: Chilo suppressalis (striped riceborer)
Lineage: Eukaryota; Metazoa; Arthropoda; Insecta; Lepidoptera; Crambidae
Source: the annotation of a GenBank genome assembly